CAAGGAAAAAGCGAAAGGAACAAUAAAAAGAAGAGGACGAAAAAAAUGUCAUCUGGAAAGAACUCCCCACCCCCCUGGUACGAUGGUACAUAGACACCCGCAACCUAACCUCAACAACCUCCUCCCUCCCCUUCCUCGAUACCCUCCAACAAUCAGACCAGGAGACGAUAAAGAAAUACUAUCACAUGAAGGACAGACACAUGUCCCUCGCAUCGUAUCUUCUGAAAUACCUAUUCAUACAUCGAUCCUGUCAUGUACCCUGGAAUGAAAUCCGACUCAGUCGCACACCACCACCACAUGGCCGGCCGUGUUUCAUUCCCCUGGACAACGACAAUGGCGGUUUCAACGUCGAAUUCAACGUGAGCCAUCAGGCGUCAUUUGUUGCUCUGGCUGGAACUACAUUCCUGUCUUUGCCUUCAUCGUCAUCAUCAUCAUUCUCGUCCUUGUCACCAUCUAUGCCUCUUCAUCUUCCCGACGAGCUGCGGGGGCCUCAAGUAGGUAUUGAUAUUACCUGUGUCGAUGAGCCGGGACGUCGAGGCAGGAAACAUGCCGAUAUCUCCACCGCGACCGCAUUAGCUGAAUAUGUAGAUAUAUUCGCCGAGGUAUUCUCUGUGCGGGAGUUGGAGACCAUUAAGAAUCUAGCCAAAAGCAGCAGCAGCAGUCGCAGCCACGACGAAGACACAAAAACAGUGGCCAGGACCGAGGAAGAGGCCGUGAAAUCAGCCCUUCGUCUCUUCUACACCUACUGGGCGCUCAAGGAAGCGUUUAUCAAAAUGACUGGUGAAGCGCUUCUGGCACCAUGGCUACGUGAGCUGGAGUUUACAGAUGUGCGGGCGCCGGAAAGGCCCGGCCAUGAAGGUAGUAACCUUGACCGGAGCUCUUCGAGGUCGAAAUGGGGCGUUCCGUAUACAGGGACACAGACAUGGUUGUACGGAAAGAAAGUCCAGGAGGUCCGGGUGGAAAUUGUAGGAUUCGAGGACGAUUAUCUGGUUGCGACUGCUGCAAGGGGCGGGGGAAUCGGAGCUGACAAUCGUCCUGUUCGAAAUGGUCUGAUAUCUGAUCCGUGGAGAGAUUUGGAGGAGGUUGAUAUUGAACGGCAUAUUGCUCCCUGCGCGACAGGACGGUGUCGUUGUUUAUCUGACCCGUUUCCAUAUUGGCAGUUGACACCGUCCUGAUGAUGUCUUUAGUCUGCAUGUCAUGGCAAAAAGAGUGCAUACGCAUAC
Monascus purpureus is the source of this 1223-nucleotide messenger RNA. NCBI's taxonomy places the organism in Eukaryota, Fungi, Ascomycota, Eurotiomycetes, Eurotiales, Aspergillaceae. The record is from the annotation of a GenBank genome assembly.